Messenger RNA from Liolophura sinensis, 6674 nucleotides. Its product is annotated as kinesin-like protein KIF27. Lineage: Eukaryota; Metazoa; Mollusca; Polyplacophora; Chitonida; Chitonidae. Gene Ontology annotation, cellular component: microtubule associated complex. Gene Ontology annotation, biological process: mitotic spindle organization; spindle elongation; microtubule-based movement. The coding region runs from base 148 to 4329 and encodes 1393 amino acids. The transcript has 36 exons. Gene Ontology annotation, molecular function: microtubule motor activity; microtubule binding; ATP binding. The record is from RefSeq and is a predicted model, not a curated record.
CUUGUUUGUCACAGUAUGGCUGCUACUGGAAAGCCGAAUUGUUUACAUCGAUACGUACAUGUACUUGUCCUGCAACUUUUUCAGAGUUAACAGCUGGACAUACGUGAAGCGCUUUCACAGAAUGUGACAAAAAGUGUAUUGGUCAUCAUGACGGUAGACCCUAGGAUGCAAGAGGUUAAUGUCAGGGUGGCUGUACGGGUACGGCCAAUACUACCCAAGGAGAAGGUGACAGGUGCUUCAAGCUGUGUGCGGGUGAUUCAAGAGAAUAACCAGGUGGUAGUAGGCAGUGACCGAGCCUUCACCUUCAACAAUGUCCUCUUGCCAGACUGCACACAGGAAGAUGUUUACCAAACCUGUGUUGAACCUCUUGUGAAAAGCAUUUUUGAUGGGUACAAUUCAACAGUUUUUGCCUAUGGACAGACGGGUUCUGGCAAAACUUAUACAAUUGGUGGAGCUAAUAUUACCUCCAUAACUGAAGAGGAGUAUGGCAUCAUUCCUAGAGCAGUUAAACAGAUGUAUGACAUCAUGGCGCAAACCAAGGACAUGCAGUUCAAGGUAAAGGUGUCUUACGUAGAAAUCUACAUGGAAGAGUUGAGGGACCUGCUAAAUCUGGAGACAUCUCAUCGGGACAUGCAUGUCAGGGAGGAUGAGAAAGGAAACACAGUGAUAAUAGGUGCCCAUGAAGAGGAGUGUGAAUCUCUGGAUGAGGUCAUGUCCCUACUGGAUGCGGGGUCAGCUGCCAGAACGACAGGUGCCACUCAGAUGAACGAACACUCCAGCCGAUCUCAUGCUAUCUUCACUAUGGUCAUAGGUCAAGAUUUAAAAUUGGCUGUAGAUAAUAGAAGACAUCGUGAAAGUUCAGACAUUUGUGAAGAAAAGCAAUCCCGCAGUAGAGAUUAUAAAUCGGGCAAGUUCCAUUUUGUUGACUUGGCUGGCUCUGAAAGAGCACACAGGACAGGCAAUGUGGGAGACAGAUUUAAAGAAUCUGUUCAUAUCAACAGUGGCUUGUUGGCUUUGGGAAAUGUUAUAAGUGCACUUGGUGACCCCAAGAAGAAAAUGUCUCACAUUCCAUACAGACAGUCCAAGAUUACCCGUCUUUUAAAAGAUUCUCUGGGCGGUAAUGCCAAGACGCUUAUGAUCUGCUGUAUCAGUCCGGACAGUGCCAGUUUCGAGGAGACACUUAAUUCUCUCAAAUACUCCAACAGGGCUAAGAACAUCAAGAACAAACCAAUAGUUAACCGUGAUGAACAGUACAUCAGAGUGGAGGCCAUGCAGACUGAACUACUCGCUUUACGAGAGAGGCUGGCUCGGCAAAACACAAAUGAAUCCACCAGUGAAGGUUAUAACAUGGAGAAAGCACAGGAGGAUGCCAACCUAAUCAGCUCUCUGAAGGAUAAGGUGGCCAGGCUAGAGUCGGAAGGGGCUCACUACCGUAUGAUAGCCGAGGAGGCUUACAAACAGUUCAUAGUGCUACAGGAGAAGGACCAGCUGUCACGUAGUCAGGAGAUGCGGGUCAAAGAAUGGCUGGACUUGAUGGAAGAGAUCAGAAACAAAGUCACAUCUUCAUUAAACAAAGAGGAAUGGGAAAAUAAGAAAAUACAGGGACUCGAAAGAGAAUUGAGUGAGUGCAAAGCUUUCUUGAAAAAUGAUGAAGCUAUCUUUGCAGAGAAGUAUAGUGAAAUUACCAAACUGAAAGAGGAGAUCGCUGAACUGGUGAGGACAGUGGAGGAGAAAGAUGCAGCGCUACAGGAAUCUGAGGAGAGGAGGAAGGAGCAGGAGCAGCAGAUGAUUGUACAGCAGAUGAGGUCAGAGCAGCUGGAGAAGGAUGGCAAAAGCCGUUUGCUGAGUGUAGGUUCCAGUUCAGAGAGUGAGUUAGCUGUGACAGCCAGUGCUCCCCCAGCUACAGGGAGGCGACCCAAGUCUGUCCCUGUACAGCUCAAGAGAGGAGAGACUGGGUCAGCCAGGUUGCGCCUUCCCCCCAGGGACAUAAAGUCCAGCCCUGCCCUGUUCUCUCUGGACAGAGUGAUGCAGAGGUUCAGGGCACGCAGUCAAAUCCUGGUGAACCACCUGGAGGACUGCGAUGAUGUCAUCCACCAGACGUUCAGUGAUGACAGUCCAGUACACAGUGACAAUGAAGGGGAGGACGGAACAGGGGAGGAUGACCAGCUGCAGGAGGAUGGGGAAACUACGUCUAACUUCUCUCGCCGUGGAACAUACAAACUGAAGAAGGCACCAUUUUUACCCAGUCUUGAUGAGAAAAACAAGGAGAACCAUUCCAGUGAGAAUGUGAAUAGAAAUGUUAAGAUUGUUGUGACGUCCAGCCAGCAGAUGUCCAGAAGUCACUCUGACGUAGACCGUCUUGCCCUCAGACGAGUCAGUGCAGAGAAGCUACGGGGCAGCACAGACAUACAGAGAAAACAGCUCAAACAGGCACAGUUACAGGUGCUAGAUGCCAACCAGAAGAUCCGUGACCUCGCCAUCAAUAUCAGGAUGAAAGAGCAGUUGAUCAGAGAGCUGGUAAAAACAGGUCAGGAGGCUGAGCUCAUGAAUAAACAGUAUGUCAGGAAGAUACGGGAGAUUGAGAAGGAGAAAGAAAAUGCCAAGAUGGAGUUGAAUGAAACGAACAGAGCUCUUCAGGAUUUGGAGGGAAAAGAGGUGCAAGAAGAGUCCGAGAAGAAGAAAUUACAAAUGCAGUACAAACAGAAAAUUGAAGCUGCUAAACUUAAGAUGAACUCAAUUACCAAGAAACAGAGGGAAACAGAGAAAGUGGCAAACUUCGCUUCUCAGAAUAAGAAAAAAAUCCAAGAGCUUGAGGUACAUGUUGAAAGAAUGAAGCAGCAACAAGAUUCCAUGCAGAGAAAGUUGAAAGAAGAAACAGAGAGGAAAACAAAGCUUGAGCGGGACAUGCAGAAAGAACAGCAGAGAGUGAAGGAAUUAGAACUGAAGAAUGAACAGCAGCAGAAGAUGUUAAAGAGGAAGAAUGCAGAGAUAGCUGCAGCUCAGAGGAAACUCAGAGGAAGCUCUCUGCCUCCAAUUCAUGGGGAAGAGUAUGAUAAACUAGAAGAACAGAAAAUGUGGCUGGACACUGAAAUUGAGAAAGUUAUACAACAACGGCAGCAAAUGGAGAAUCUGAAUGAGGAGUUGAGAAAGAGAGAGGAAAUUGUUGCUAAGAAAGAGGCAAUGCUGGCAGAGAAGAGCGAAUUAGAAAUUAAAAAGCUGAGAUCUAGUCAGAUGAUCACCAAGGAUCUUCUAACAGUUUCCACCAAGUUAGACUCGGUUGAGAAAAGAAUAGCUGAAAAAAGCAAGGAGUUAUCAGUGACCCCUGAGGAACGCCAGCAGCAGGUUAGAGAGGAGAUUCAGAAACUGAGACAGGGUCGGGAUAAGCUCACGAGGCAGAGAUCAGGUCUGGAUGAGAAACUACAUGAGGGGUCCAUACUGUCAGCCCAAGAGGAGAGGAGGUUAAUAGAACUCGAUGAGGCCAUAGAAACACUAGAUGCUGCCAUUGAGUUCAAGACAGAAGCUAUUAACACACGCAAAUUGGAGCUGAGGAAGUCACAGGUGUUAACACAGAACGAGGACAAUUUGAUCAACCGACUGAACUCAUUGAGUAACACGGAAACCAAAGCUCUGCUGUCAAAGUACUUUGAAAAGGUGAUCAAUCUGAAGGAAGCAGAACACAAGAGAAGUCUGGAGACCAGUGAGAUGGAGUGUAAGUUAGAUGAGCAAGAGAGGUUGAUCCGGGAACUGGAAAGUGUGUUACAACGCUCGGCCAUGGAGAUGGACAGAAGGCUAACACAACAGCAGCGAGACUACGAGGUCAAAAUACAGCUACUGGUGCAGCAGUUAAAUCAGGGAGGAGGGCCUCGGGACUCAGUGGAUGAAGGGAGGGUGCAACAAUUAGAGAAAGAGCUGUACUAUUAUAAGAAAACAAGUCGUGAUUUACGGAGAAAGGUGAAGGAUCUGAUAGCGUCGGGAGUCAUCCCUAACCCUGAUGAUCUGGACUUGCAGGGUUCUGUACAGUCUGUAUCUGGAGGGGACGGCCCAGCGCUGUCCAGUAGGAAGGGAGGUCACUCUCAUGGUGACAGCAGUUCCAGUCUAAACCUGCGUCAGGUGCGCCCCCCAAGUGCUAAGCACGGUGAUCAUGUGUCCCACCCUGCCACGCCACUCUCCGCGGGCAGGGACGUGCUAUCCCACAGUGCCACUCAGGUGAAGGUGCCACGUAGAGACCUGAGACUGAUGUCUUCGGAGGAGAUAUCCAUGCGCAGAUCUAACAGACAGAGUGGAGGGUCAAUUACACCACGAGAUUCUUUAGAGAAUGGCACUCCUUGACAGUGUGAGCAGCCUGACCAUGACAGUGUGCAAAUCUCUGAACAUUGUCUGCUGAGGAUGACAGUCAAGACCUCAGUGUUUACAUCAAGUCACACCAACUCCAGAAAGUGCUGCGAACAUUUCAGUCUGUAACUUGUACAUGGAGUUUGUCAUACACAGCUUGUUUAAGCAGUUUUAAGUUGUGGCUACUGUGUUAAUCAAGUUUUGGUGCUUCAGUUUCUGUGUGCCCCAAUAGAGGCUCCAUGAGGUUUACGAAUGAGAGUGAUCAGUAACGCACCUUACACUCACAAUACACAUACAUGUUAGCAUUGAGCAGGUUUUACAGUAAGUUUGGUUUACAGCCCUCACAGUAGUUUUCGUGUGAAUUUGACGCUAUUGGGUACAAAAGGCAGCUCUGGAUAACAGAAAGCAGAUCUCUGCUACAUGAAUAUACAUUAUGCAUCAACCACAGUAUGCGUAGAAUGGUACUUGACUUGGGACGUGUUCAUGAUGGACGAACAUUUUUGUUAUGUUGGUUUGAAUGAUAAAUCUGUCCAGCAGGCGAAACUUUAUGGCCUAUCAAUGUGCCCCCACCGCCACCCCUUCCAUCAACAUAUGACAAGUGACACUGUAACCGAAUAUUUACGUAGUCCUCAUAGUUACGAUGUACAGUAAUAACGUAACAAUACCUCGUAUAACUUCUCAUACAUAUCAGAACCAUCAAAGGGAAGCUGAUACAUGUACUUUAGAUGCUGAAUGAUGCACCUGUUGUCAAAACCAAAGGUUGAUAAACAAUUCCUCUUUACUGCAUGAUACCAUGCACAUUCCUGUGGAAAAUGGCUGCCGUAUUUGUAAUUGAAUUCCAAUGUCGCAUUCCCUCCGGUACAAAGCCAUGACCAUGUUCACCAUUGCCUUAGAUGUUUUAUCCAGUGAACAUGUUUUUGGGUUGUAAAUAUUUCAGAAAUCUGAAAUAGAUAUCAUUGUGUAAAUAUUUUGAAUUUGCAUAUUUGUAUUAAAGAGUGUUCAUAUUGUUUAUUCCCUCCAUUCAUUAUGCUCUACAGUUACAUGUAUUAUGUUUUGUGUAGAAAUUUUGUAACCUCCGUCCAGAAGUUCUAUUUAUUGUUUAUCUAUAAUAAUGUACUUUCUUCAAAAAACAGCUGUGAUUUGUCGUCCAACGUUAAUUUUCCUUGUAGUGUUUUGGGUCUGACUCCGUCCCACAAUAACGUAACCAACCGGUCACUUGUGCAGGCCAGGUACCAACCUCCUGGAGACAUUUGACAUGGUGCCCCCAACUGCAUAGCGAUGUUAAUUUCAUAAUAUCCAUUUCAACAUCUACUAUUCAAAACAAGUCAUUACGCAAUGCAUACACAUUUUCAUUAGUAUGAGCAUUAUUACAUUAUUGGUGAUCAUUCCAUUACUACUUGCAGUAGCAUAAUUGGUAAACUCCAGUUUUUCAGGUCAGCUUUUAUCUUUCAUGAUCAGCAUUUCAUGACAUUGAGAAUCUUAGUACGUGGCAGAAGGGUUAAUAUAAUGUAGAGAAGUACUAACUAUCUUACUUUUCAAUUUCAGAGAUGUCCUUUACAAAAGCUUGCAUACACUUUUAUAAUCUUUAGCUUUUUUUUCUCUCAAUAUAAAUUUUCUUCGUUUUACUUAGGGAUAUUAUUUACACCUGGCUUGAAAAUGUAAUUCCAGUCAACUUAUUGGCGAUUUCAUGAUUUUACUUGUGGGACCAAUAAUUAGCAGAUGUGUUGGUUAUUAUUUCCUUCUAUUGCUCAUCCUUUGGGAAACUUCAUACUACUGUUUAUCUAAUGCUUUCACAAAAGUUGUAUACCAAAUGUUUCACAGGACAGAAUUGUCAGAAAUAAGUUUCCCGUGUUAUUACAUGUACAUUUGUUUCUGUUUGACAAGUUAGAAAUUUAAACUUAGUACACUGAUAGUAAAUUGGAGUGGAUCCAAAAGACUUUAGUACAGCCCUGUGUAAAAUGACACUACCAAGGCUAGUCAUUUACUGCAAGCACAGAUGUGAAUUUGACCAGAUUUGUUAUGUGUUGCAUCCUAAAUAUCAUUUAGAAUAUUGUUCAUAUCAAAUAUAUUUCAUGAUUUCAGUUUUACCCUAUUUCUUCUAAAAUUUGGGACACCUGGUCUGCUCAUUUUAGCCAAUAUAUGUGUAAUUCUAGCAGGAAUAUUGAGUUUUUUUUCUCUCACAUGGUUAGACCAUCUAAUGAACCACAUACCCAUAUCUUUACUUUAAAGGCUGGUGAAGAAAUGUAAUAUUCAACUUUCAACAGUAUUGGUAUCUGUCCCAAAUUAGGGUACUGUCAUUUUUCUCAUUUAUAUCGAGUAUGCAAUGGUCACAUCUGUGCACA